Molecule: messenger RNA, 375 nt
Organism: Striga asiatica
Lineage: Eukaryota; Viridiplantae; Streptophyta; Magnoliopsida; Lamiales; Orobanchaceae
Source: the annotation of a GenBank genome assembly
AUGAAAAAACGGCCGAUCACGUCACGUGAGUUAGUCCAAGCGGAUCUCGCCAUUAGCCGCUACGAGGUCAAACCACAUCAUACCCGAAAAUGUGUUGAAGUCUAUAUCGAACGAUCUACAAAAAGGGCAAAGCCGCUACAAGCGCCGAACGCAUUGAUCGAGAAGUGCUCCUCCCCUCCGAACCUUAACAAAGAACCGAGCCACAAGAGCCGAACCCCGACCAACCGACCGAUGUCCCCGAAGGCCAACCCAACUUCGAUGAGAUACACCAACCGAUGGAGCAACCCGACACUUCCUCUACUCCUCAAUGCCCCCAACUUCCGACCGAGCCCUCCGCGACCACCGCCUACGAGGCAAACCCGUGGACCGGGAUAG